AUGACGCUCCACUCCGGUCUCCGAGGCAGUAGCUCUCGUGUGCUGCGAAGCAUUGCGCGACCGACGCUUGUUGCCUCUCGUAAUGUGACAUGGGGGGCCAUGAGGACCAAGUCCUCCGAGAAGAAGCGCCAGAAGCACUUCAUCAAUCUAAUUCCAUCCGAGAAUUUCACCUCUCAGGCUGUUCUCGAUGCCCUUGGCAGCGUGAUGCAGAACAAGUAUUCCGAAGGAUACCCGGGCGCUCGAUACUACGGCGGGAACGAGUUCAUUGACCAGUCUGAGAGACUGUGUCAGGAACGUGCCCUAGAGACCUUUGGUCUCGACCCCAAGGAAUGGGGUGUCAACGUUCAGCCGCUGUCGGGUGCCCCAGCCAACCUCUACGUCUACUCGGCCUUGAUGAACACACACGACCGUCUUAUGGGCCUGGACCUGCCGCACGGUGGUCACCUAUCGCAUGGAUACCAGACGCCGACCAAGAAGAUCUCAGCUAUCUCCAAGUACUUUGAGACGCUUCCCUACCGCCUGGACGAGUCGACCGGCUACAUUGAUUAUGACAAGCUAGAGGAGACAGCCCUGGUGUACCGCCCCAAGGUGAUUGUGGCGGGCACGAGCGCCUACAGCCGUCUGAUCGACUACAAGCGUAUGCGCGAGAUAUGCGACAAAACCAACUCCUACAUGGUUGCUGAUAUGGCGCACAUCUCGGGUCUGGUCGCCGCCAAGGUUCUCCCAGGACCGUUUGGCUUCGCCGACGUCGUCACGACGACGACGCACAAGAGUCUGCGCGGCCCCCGCGGCGCCAUGAUCUUCUUCCGCAAGGGCGUGCGCAGGCAGAACCCCAAGACUAAGGAGAAUGAGAUGUACAAUCUCGAGGGUCCCAUCAACUCGUCCGUCUUCCCCGGCCACCAGGGCGGCCCCCACAACCACACCAUCACCUCGCUCGCUGUCGCCCUCAAGCAGGCCCAAUCCCCCGACUUCCACAGCUACCAGACCCAGGUGCUAGCCAACGCAAAGGCCUUUGCCAAGCGCCUCGGUGAGCCCAAGGAGAAGGGUGGUCUCGGCUACCACCUCGUCAGUGGCGGCACCGACAACCACCUGGUCCUCGUCGACCUGAAGCCUCACGGCAUCGACGGAAGCCGCGUUGAGCGCGUGCUGGAGCUUGUCGGCAUCGCUUCCAACAAAAACACUGUUCCCGGAGACCGCUCCGCCCUUGUUCCUGGAGGUCUCCGCAUGGGCACCCCUGCCAUGACCACCCGUGGCUUCAGCGAGACUGACUUUGAACGUGUUGCCGACAUUGUCGACCGCGCCGUUACAAUUGCCAUCCGCAUCAACAAGGCUGCCAGGAGCGCCGCCGAGGAGCGUGGCGAGAAGAGCCCCGGAAGAGUCAAGCUUUUCCUGGAGCACAUUGGAAACGGCGACUCUGAUUCCGAAAUCGUCCAGCUUAGGAGCGAGGUCGAGAACUGGGUCGGUACCUACCCUCUCCCGUGGGCUUCCGAGCAGUAA
Messenger RNA from Geosmithia morbida, 1497 nucleotides. Its product is annotated as glycine hydroxymethyltransferase. NCBI's taxonomy places the organism in Eukaryota, Fungi, Ascomycota, Sordariomycetes, Hypocreales, Bionectriaceae. The coding region runs from base 1 to 1497 and encodes 498 amino acids. Gene Ontology annotation, biological process: L-serine catabolic process; tetrahydrofolate interconversion; folic acid metabolic process. The transcript has 4 exons. The record is from RefSeq and is a predicted model, not a curated record. Gene Ontology annotation, molecular function: zinc ion binding; pyridoxal phosphate binding; cobalt ion binding. Gene Ontology annotation, cellular component: cytoplasm.